GUACGGAUGAGGUUUGGGCUCAAGUCCCCAGUGAAGACUAUCGAGGACUUCAUCAAGCGCUUCACCCCCAGCCGUCUCACCUCCAACUCCAACAGCAGCAGCUCUUCCAGCCUCAACCGCUCCUCCCACCGCGAAUGCUCCAGUGUCCUCUCCUCCCCCUCCGCUGAGAGCACCCUGACUAAAUUAGACGAGGAGCAUCACCCUGGAGGUCCGGGGGGUUUGGAGCAUGCCUUCUCCUCUGUCCCUCCUCACACUACCGAGGGAAAGCCUGGGGCCCUGGAGGAAGGCGAGCUGCGCUACGAGGCAGAGUCACCUGACGAGGCUGCCCUGGUGUAUGCGGCGCGGGCCUAUAAGUGUUGUCUGGUUGGCCGGCUACCUGAUCAGGUGACGGUGGAGCUACCUCACCUAGGGAAGUUGAGCUUUGAGCUGCUCCACACUCUGGGAUUUGACUCCACCAGGAAGAGGAUGUCUGUGGUGGUGAGACACCCUCUGACAGACCAGAUCACCGUCUAUACUAAAGGAGCUGACUCUGUCAUCAUGGACCUCAUCACACUGCCACCUACAGGUAGGAGGGCCUCACAGCAGGCCAGGGGAGGGGAGGUAGAGGACUCGUCAAUAUGAUGCCUGGAGUUAUUAGGUAUAAUCUGACCUACAGUGCCUUCAGAAAGUAUUCCAGAGUUAACCAACCUUUUAAUCUCCUCCUCCCUGUACACUGUCUUCAGAAAGUAUUCAAACUUAUUCCACAUUUUGUUUUACAGCCUGAAUUGAAAACAAUGUAUCACCCAUCUACACACAAUACCUCAUAAUGACAAAGUUAAAACAUGUUUUUAGAAAUGUUUGCAUAUUUAUUGAAAAUGAAAUGCAUCUAAUUUACAUAAGUAUUCACACCUCUGAGUCAAUACUUUGUAGGAGCACCUUUGGCAGCGAUUACAGCUGUGAGUCUUUCGGGUAAGUCUCUAAGAGCUUUCCAAACCUGGAUUGUGCAACAUUUGAACAAUUUUCAAGUCUUGCUGUAGAUUUAAGUCAAAACUGUAACUCGGCCGCUCAGGAAUAUUCACCGUCUUCUUGGUAUGCAAAUCCAGUGCAGAUUUGGCCUUGUGUUUUAGGUUAUUGUCCUGCUGAAAGGUGAAUUCAUCUCCCAGUGUCUGGUGGAAAGCAGACUGAACCAGCGUUUCCUCUAGGAUUUUGCCUGAGCUUAGCUCCAUUCCGUUUCUUUAUUAUCCUGAAGAACUCCCCAGCAUACCCAUAACAUGAUCCCUGGCCGAGUGCCGAGGAACUCAGCAUUAAGGAGAUAGAUGUGGGUUAAGGCCCUGCGAUAGACUAGCGUCCUUCCAGGGGGUGUACUUGUACAUCAAGCUGCCCCACGCUCCUGCCCUAUGAGCCGUUCCGACUUGUACAAGCCAAGGCUACCUACCUUACCAUAACUUGAUGCUGCCACCACUAUGCUUGAAGAUAUGAAGGGGUACUCAGUGAUGUUAUAUUGGAUUUGCCCCAAACAUAACACUUUGUAUUCAGGACAAAAAGUUAAUUGCUUUGCCACAUUUUUUACAGUAUUACUUUAGUGCCUUGUUGCAAACAGGAUGCAUGUUUUGGAAUAUUUGUUAUUCUGUACAGGCUUCCUUCUUUUCACUCUGUCAUUUAGGUUAGUGUUGUGGAGUAACUACAAUGUUGUUGAUCCAUCCUCAGUUUUCUCCUAUCACAGCCAUUAAACUGUGCAACUGUUUUAAAGUGGCCUCAUGGUGAAAUCCCUGAGCGGUUUCCUUUCUCUCCGGCAACUGGGUUAGGAAGGAGGCCUGUAUCUUAGAAUCAUUGGAAAACCUCCCUGGUCUUUGUGGUUGAAUCUGUGUUUGAAAUGUACUGCUCGGCUGAGGGACAUUACAGAUAAUUGUAUGUGUGGGGCACAGAGAUGAUUUAGUCAUUCAAUAAUUAUGUUAAUUAAACACUAUUAUUACACACAGAGUGAGUCCAUGCAACUUAUUAUGUGACUUGUUAAGCACAUUUUUACUCCUGAACUUAUUUAGGCUUGCCAUAACAAAGGGGUUGAAUACUUAUUGACUCAAGACAUUUCAGCUUUUAAUGUUUAAUUAAUUUGUUUUAAAAAAGUAAUUAAAAAAACAUAAUUCCACUUUGACAUUAUGGGGUAUUGUGUGUAGGCCAGUGACAAUAAAUGUCAAUUUUAAAUUCAGGCUGUAACACAACAAAAUGUGGAAUAAGUCAAGGGGUGUGAAAACUUUCUGAAGGCACUGUACGAGGAGGAGGAGAUUAAAGGGUGGUUGGGGUAGUGGUCUGUUUGUGUGGCAGGGGAAGGGUAGUCUGGUCCCAGGUCUGUUUGUGCUCUGUAACCAACUUCAAUGGUCAUUGUCAUACAUGCACAAACGACUCUGGGACCGAGAUGGGGAAAGGAGUGGUCAAUAUGAUACUUGAGCAGGGUUGUGAGAUUGUAGGUUGGGUUACCUCUUGAUGGUGAUUUAAUGUUGUCAUAGUGAUAAUUCUGUAAGGAUGUUGACUUGCAGGUGGUGGUGACGUAUUUAGGGAUUCUGUUGAUGUUAACCAACUCAUGCAGUUGUGCUGAGGGUUGUAUCUAUGUGUGUCUGUCUGGGUGGUGUGUAACCUACAGUCUACUGUGUGUUAGCCUAUCUGUAGUACUGAGAUUUGUAAUCUGUGUGGUCGGCCUUCUUUACUGUCAGUAGACUUCAUUCUGCAGUAGGAUUGAGUCUUGUCUGUGGUCCAGAGUGAUAGAUAUAAUCUCCACGUGGGGACAGAGGCUGGCUCGGUCUUCUCACACCUGGACAAAUGGAAUAGAUUCUCACUACAGUAGCACCAGUCAAUCUCUACUACUGAUUCAUUACUUUCAAUUAUAGGUAGUUUCUGUGAAAAACAACGGCGUUGUCACAUCUUGAUAACCCUGGAUGUUUAAAACGUUGUGUUACCUUGUCUGAACCAUGGCCAGCUGAGUUAGGGGAUGUCUACUUGUAACCUUGUCUGGCCAGCUGAGUUAGGGGAUGUCUACUUGUAACCUUGUCUGGUCAGGUGAGUUAGGGGAUGUCUACUUGUAACCUUGUCUGGCCAGGUGAGUUAGGGGAUGUCUACUUGUAACCUUGUCUGGCCAGGUGAGUUAGGGGAUGUCUACUUGUAACCUUGUCUGGCCAGGUGAGUUAGGGGAUGUCUACUUGUAACCUUGUCUGGCCAGGUGAGUUAGGGGAUGUCUACUUGUAACCUUGUCUGGCCAGCUGAGUUAGGGGAUGUCUACUUGUAACCUUGUCUGGCCAGGUGAGUUAGGGGAUGUCUACUUGUAACCUUGUCUGGCCAGGUGAGUUAGGGGAUGUCUACUUGUAACCUUGUCUGGCCAGGUGAGUUAGGGGAUGUCUACUUGUAACCUUGUCUGGUCAGGUGAGUUAGGAGAUUGACGAGGAGGUCUUGGUUAGAUGGUAAGAUUGUAUUCACCGUCCACCAAUACCGUCCCUGCACACCAGCAGGGCCCAACACGGUACUGUAAAAUUAAAAUGGGUACUGGCACCCAUUUCAAGCACUGAUUUACCCUAAGUGUUUCUCCCUCUCUCACCAGCCUGCCUUGUGAAGGUGGGGUACGUCUGUCUGGCAGUCUGGCAGUCUGGCUGGCUGGCUGGCUGGCUGGCUGGCUGGCUGGCUGGCUGUCUGUCUGUCUCUGGCUGGCUGGCUGGCUGGCUGGCUGGCUGGCUGGCUGGCUGGCUGGCUGGCUGGCUGUGUCUGUCUGUCUCUGGCUGGCUGGCUGGCUGGCUGGCUGGCUGGCUGGCUGUCUCUCUCUCUAGCUGACGUGGAACUAAAUGGCUCCCAGGGCUAAUGUCAUGAUACUUGUAUGGUAUUAUUAAAGAUAUUGAUUGCAAUUCAUUUCUUGCAGUAAAACUGUAAAAAUGAAUUUAUUCUCAAGAGAAGACAGGUUAAACGUUAAAAAAGAUUUAAGGUUAUUUUACUUAAUAGUCCUGAUCAUAAAGUCCUAGACGAUAUCCAAAACAACAACAAACUGAACUCAUACAUAUUCAGUUAUUUAAAUAGUAAAGUCAUGUCUUUCUACUCUAUCCCACAACUCAUUUUACUGAUCUGGGAAAGUCGUUAAACUGAUCUGGUAAAGUCGUUAAAGUGAUCUGGUAAAGUCGUUAAACUGAUCUGGUAAAGUCGUUAAACUGAUCUGGUAAAGUCGUUAAAGUGAUCUGGUAAAGUCAUUAAACUGAUCUGGGAAAGUCGUUAAACUGAUCUGGUAAAGUCGUUAAAGUAUUCAAUCAUUUAGCUGUGUAUUUCAGAUGGAAUCAAGACAUGUACCAGAGGGCAACACAAUAGAGCUUGUUCUGCCAAAACUAUUUCAGGGGCAUGUCCCCCCCGGACCCCCACAUCCCAGAACUCCCUGGCUGGCUACUUUUCUAUCUGGCUGGCUACUCCAUGUACUUCAGGAAAACGCUGAAGACAGCACAAACAGAUCUGGGACCAGCCUCGGUCGGCAGUAGGUUCACUCUAGUAAAGCUAUGACCAAAUGGACAAGAAGAAUGUUGUCAUACCACUGAAACUUCUGGGUGCCGGGUUUGAUUGAAUAGGGAGGUAAUGACUGUAAUUACAGCUAGAUUAAUGGUCUGUUGAAACCAGACUCUUAAGAACUGAGUCAGAAGCAGCCGGUGACAUCUCAGCACGUGGGCUGGUUGUGGUGAUGUGUGAGAAGUGCAAGACGUUAUAGAGGAAUCUGUUACUGAAUAUCACUUUAAAAGUUUCCUAAAUGUUUGGUGGUGUGUGAGAAGUAACUUUCCUGCAAGAUACAACAGAAGGAGCCGAUGUUGAUGCAAACUUGCACAGGUUUAUUUAGUUCCUCUUUCACUUUUCAGAUGAUUCCAAAGGGAGACGCCAAAGAAAGAUCCUAUACAAGACCCAGAACGACCUGAACCUCUACGCUGCGGACGGUCUCCGUACUCUCUGCAUCGCCAACAAGGUAACACCGCUUCAGCAAUACACAAUACCUCUUCAGCACAAAUAGGGCUUUUGCAGGACUUUUAUUUUUAAAAACUAUUUCCAUCAUUGAGCUCAUUCAGGCCUGAAGCAAGGAAAACUGACUCUGUAGUGGACCGGCAAGCUUUCAGCCAAUUGAGAAACGGAUGUACUAUCUCGAUUCAGAAAAGCUAAAUCAAGCUACUUUUUAAGAUCUAUCUCUGCUGGUGAUCCUUCUACAUUUUGGAAAACAGUAACUGCACUGAAGCGUACAAAUUCCUCUUCUCCCCUGCCUAAGCAAGUUCUGACUCUGGCAUCAUAACUGAGAAGAAUGGAAUAAGUGAAGCUUUGAAUCGUUAUUUUAUCAUCUCGGCAGGCUUUUUAUUUGAGAGAAACAGUGGUUUUAAUUGACCCUGGUCAGUCCAUGGACUGCUCUUCCCUCUGCCAGCCUCUAGCUGACUCUACGGUCGACCUGUCAACUUCUAGUGAAUAUUUGUUUUCAUUUAAACAAUUUACUAUCUGUGAUGUGCUAGAGAUUGCUAAGAUUGACGUAAAAACAAAUCCACUUGGGCUGAUAUACUUGAUCCAUUUUUGCUGCAGCUCUCUGCCCCCCUGAUUGCUGAAUCAUUAACCCAUACGACUAUAUCUGGUACUAUCCCCAAGGUUUGGAAGGCGGACCAUGUACUCCCCCUUCACAAAGGUGGUGACCCUUGUGACCUAAAUCAUUAUCGCCCUAUUUCUAAACUUUCUCGACCUAGCUAAAAUAUUAGAAUCCUUGAUUAAUUCUCAGCUAAGAUCUUACUUAUCUUUGGAAUGUAUUCUAAAUGUACAUCAGUCUGGUUUGAGACCAGGUGAUAGCAUUAUCUCUGCUGCAUCCAUAGUUAUACAUGUUGUUAACAUUGUGGAUAAAAGGCAACAUGGUGCUGCCCUCUUCACUGACCUGUCAAAGGCUUUCAAUAUUGUUGAUCACUCACUGCUGGUCCUCUGUAGCUCAGCUGGUAGAGCACGGCGCUUGUAACGCCAAGGUAGUGGGUUCGAUCCCCGGGACCACCCAUACACAAAAAAUGUAUGCACGCAUGACUGUAAGUCGCUUUGGAUAAAAGCGUCUGCUAAAUGGCAUAUUAUAUUAUAUUACUGCUAAUUCAGAGGCUUUCCUCAAUUGGCCUAGACCAGGCUGCAUGUAACUAACUGGUUAAAAAAUUACUUGACCGAUGGACCUCUAUGUGUAUCUACUGACUGUUAAACCAGGUUUCCUGGAUAUUGCGAAAGGUUCCAUUCUGGGUCCUGUACUUAUUACUGUUUACAUUAACUACAGACUUGUCUGUAAAAAAACAUAACCUGCCUGAACUACAGUCUGGCUUCAUUGUGUUUUACAGAAAAACUUUAUUGACUUGAAAUUAGUACUGAAUGCAUGUAAAACAUGUUGUUCUCUAGAGCGCAUAAAAAUAACUCUGAUUUAAUCAUAUGUACUUUGGAUGGUGUCCAUAUUGAUCGUGUCCCUGCUUACAAAUAUCUGGGCGUCUGGAUAGAUGAAAAACUGUCUUUUUAAAAAGCAUAUUGAUGAGUUAGUUAAGAAGCUGAGAAUAAAAAUGGGCUUGUUCUAUAGAAACAGGUCCUGCAUCUCGCUACAUAGUAGAAAGCAGAUUAUUCAGUCAACGUUUUGAUCGGUGCUAGACUAUGGUGACAUCAUCGACAGUAUAUGAACGCAGCUGCCAUUAAAGCCGUUAGGUGCAGUUUAUCAUAUAGCACUGCACUUUACUACGGGUGACAGGAUUAGACUAUGGUGACAUCAUCUAUAUGAACUACUGGUUUGGUACUCAUCACUGUUCUCUAUCAGAAUGUUGGUUGGCCAUCUUUGAUGUCACGUAAGUUAAUACGUUGCUAUGUUUUCAUGUAUAAAGCCCUUUUACAAAAAGUCCCACUGUACCCAACAUCAUUACUAAACUUUUUAGACAUAAAUCAGCUUUUAAGUUUUCUUGCACCUUAGUUGUGGAACAAUCUUCUAAAUGUUCUUAAAUGUGAUGUUUUGGUUCCUCAGAAAGCUGGUUGAGGACCUUAUUACUGAUUAAUGUUUUUAUGACUGUUUUUCUUUCUGCUUGCAUUUUGUAUUUAUAUUGAUGUGUGUAUUUUCUGUAAUUUCUGUAAUUCAUGGCUCAUCUGUAAAAGACACCUUGGUCUCAGUACGACUCCCUGAUCAAAUAAAGGACCUUGGUCUCCGUAUGACUCCCUGAUCAAAUAAAGGACCUUGGUCUCAGUAUGACUCCCUGAUCAAAUAAAGGACAUUUUCUUCCUCUGUGUGUGUGUGUGUGUGUGUGUGUGUGUGUGUGUGUGUGUGUGUGUCAGGUUAUCACUAAGGAGGAGUAUGCUGUCUGGUUGCGACACCAUCUGGAGGCAGAGACGGCCAUACAGGGAAGAGAAGAGCUGCUCUUUCAGUCAGCUCUGAGACUGGAGACUAACCUGCAUCUAUUAGGUAAGCUGGAGGGAGGGGGAGAGGGGUCUGCUGUCUGUCUGUCAGCUCUGAGACUGGAGACUAACCUGGAGGGAGGGGGAGAGGGGUCUGCUGUCUGUCUGUCAGCUCUGAGACUGGAGACUAACCUGGAGGGAGAGGGAGAGGGGUCUGCUGUCUGUCUGUCAGCUCUGAGACUGGAGACUAACCUGGAGGGAGGGGGAGAGGGGUCUGCUGUCUGUCUGUCAGCUCUGAGACUAGAGACUAACCUGGAGGGAGGGGGAGAGGGGUCUGCUGUCUGUCUGUCAGCUCUGAGACUGGAGACUAACCUGGAGGGAGGGGGAGAGGGGUCUGCUGUCUGUCUGUCAGCUCUGAGACUGGAGACUAACCUGGAGGGAGAGGGAGAGGGGUCUGCUGUCUGUCUGUCAGCUCUGAGACUGGAGACUAACCUGGAGGGAGGGGGAGAGGCGUCUGCUGUCUGUCUGUCAGCUCUGAGACUGGAGACUAACCUGGAGGGAGGGGGAGAGGGGUCUGCUGUCUGUCUGUCAGCUCUGAGACUGGAGACUAACCUGGAGGGAGGGGGAGAGGGGAGUGCUGUCUGUCUGUCAGCUCUGAGACUGGAGACUAACCUGGAGGGAGAGGGAGAGGGAGAGGGGUCUGCUGUCUGUCUGUCAGCUCUAAGACUGGAGACUAACCUGGAGGGAGGGGGAGAGGGGUCUGCUGUCUGUCUGUCAGCUCUGAGACUGGAGACUAACCUGGAGGGAGGGGGGAGAGGGGAGUGCUGUCUGUCUGUCAGCUCUGAGACUGGAGACUAACCUGGAGGGAGGGGGAGAGGGGUCUGCUGUCUGUCUGUCAGCUCUGAGACUGGAGACUAACCUGGAGGGAGGGGGAGAGGGGUCUGCUGUCUGUCUGUCAGCUCUGAGACUGGAGACUAACCUGGAGGGAGGGGGAGAGGGGUCUGCUGUCUGUCUGUCAGCUCUGAGACUGGAGACUAACCUGGAGGGAGGGGGAGAGGGGUCUGCUGUCUGUCUGUCAGCUCUGAGACUGGAGACUGACCUGGAGGGAGGGGGAGAGGGGUCUGCUGUCUGUCUGUCAGCUCUGAGACUGGAGACUAACCUGGAGGGAGAGGGAGAGGGGUCUGCUGUCUGUCUGUCAGCUCUGAGACUGGAGACUAACCUGCAUCUAUUAGGUAAGCUGGAGGGAGAGGGAGAGGGGUCUGCUGUCUGUCUGUCAGCUCUGAGACUGGAGACUAACCUGGAGGGAGGGGGAGAGGGGUCUGCUGUCUGUCUGUCAGCUCUGAGACUGGAGACUAACCUGGAGGGAGGGGGAGAGGGGUCUGCUGUCUGUCUGUCAGCUCUGAGACUGGAGACUAACCUGGAGGGAGGGGGAGAGGGGUCUGCUGUCUGUCUGUCAGCUCUGAGACUGGAGACUAACCUGGAGGGAGGGGGAGAGGGGUCUGCUGUCUGUCUGUCAGCUCUGAGACUGGAGACUAACCUGGAGGGAGGGGAGAGGGGUCUGCUGUCUGUCUGUCAGCUCUGAGACUGGAGACUAACCUGGAGGGAGGGGGAGAGGGGUCUGCUGUCUGUCUGUCAGCUCUGAGACUGGAGACUAACCUGGAGGGAGGGGGAGAGGAGUCUGCUGUCUGUCUGUCAGCUCUGAGACUGGAGACUAACCUGGAGGGAGGGGGGAGAGGGGUCUGCUGUCUGUCUGUCAGCUCUGAGACUGGAGACUAACCUGGAGGGAGGGGGAGAGGGGUCUGCUGUCUGUCUGUUAGCUCUGAGACUGGAGACUAACCUGGAGGGAGGGGGAGAGGAGUCUGCUGUCUGUCUGUCAGCUCUGAGACUGGAGACUAACCUGGAGGGAGGGGGAGAGGGGUCUGCUGUCUGUCUGUCAGCUCUGAGACUGGAGACUAACCUGGAGGGAGAGGGAGAGGGGUCUGCUGUCUGUCUGUCAGCUCUGAGACUGGAGACUAACCUGCAUCUAUUAGCUAAGAUGGUUACCCUUAACACUAGAACCGCUGGGCCUCUUCAACCUACCUAGCAGUUCUUUUGACUGCGACAUUCUAACAGUGUAAUUAAUACAUGUAAUAUAAUGCUAUGCUAAAAUAAUAAUUUGGUUAUGUUCAUGAAGGUGUUAGGUAACAUUAGAAUAUUUAUUUAUUUUUCAUUUCAAAUAAAAUAAAAUAGCAUUGCCAUUAGUUUAUUACUGUACACUAUAUGUAAAAACAUUUAAAUAAAAAGCAGUGUAUUGAGUCACACACACACCCACACACCCACACAUACCCACACACACACCCACACUACCCACCCACACACCCACACACCACACACACCCACACACCACCCACCCCCCACACACCACCCCCCACCCCACCCCACACACCCACCACACCCACACACGCCACACACCCACCCACCCACACCCACCCCACACACCUCACCCCACCACACACCCACCCACACCCCCACACACCCACCCACCCACCCACCCACACACCCACACCCCACACCCCACACCCACCCACCCACCCACCCACACCACCCACCCACCCACCCACCCACACACCCCACACCCACACACCCACACACACCCACCCACCCACACACCCCACCCACCCACACACACCCACACACCGACACACACCCACCCACCCACCCACCCACACAAAUCACUGGGGCUGAUAUACUUGAUCCAUUUUUGCUGCAGCUCUCUGCCCCCCUGAUUGCUGAAUCAUUAACCCAUACGACAAACACACACACACACCUACACACCGACCCACCCACACACUCCCACCGACACACCCACACACCCACCCACACACUCCACACACUGACACCCCCACACACUCCCACCGACACACACCCACCCACACACACCACCCAUCCCACACACCUCCCACACACACACCCACAUACCACACCCACCCACACACACACUCCCCACCACACACCCAACACCCACACACCCACACACUCACCCACCGACCCACACACACACACACACACUCCCACCGACACACCCACACACACACCACCCACCCCACACCCCACCCACACCACACAUACUCUCCCCACCUACACACACCCACCCAAAAACACCCACACACCGACCCGCCACACACACACCCACCGACACAUCCACACACACCCACACACCGACACACCCACCCACACACCCACCACACACCACCACCCACACCCACCCACACACACACACCUACCCACCCACACACACCCAUCCACACCCACCCCCCCCACCCACACACACACACACCCACCGACACACCCACCCACACAACCACACACCCACACCACCACCCACCCACACCUGACCCACCCACACACUCCCACCGACACACCCCACCCACCCACACACACACACUGACCCACCCACAUCCACAUACCCACCCACCCACACACACCACACACCCACACACAAAUCCACCGACCUGCUACUAGUAACGUACUUGUGUUGCCGGGUCAACAUAUGUUUCCCUGCUACUAGUAACGUUACUUGUGUUGCCGGGUCAACAGUAUGUUUCCCUGCUACUAGUAACGUUACUUGUGUUGCCGGGUCAACAGUAUGUUUCCCUGCUACUAGUAACGUUACUUGUGUUGCCGGGUCAACAGUAUGUUUCCCUGCUACUAGUAACGUUACUUGUGUUGCCGGGUCAACAGUAUGUUUCCCUGCUACUAGUAACGUUAACUGAGCUACAUCCCUGCCGGCCAUUCCCUCCCCUACCCUGGACGACGCUGGGCCAGUUGUGCGCCGCCCCAUGGGUCUCCCGGUCGCGGCCGGCUACGACCUUAGACCACUGCACCACUCGGGAGGCUAUAAAAUACAUUAGGAUUAUUUUCCCAUAGGAAAAACAACACGCGUUAAACAGUGAGCAUAUUGAAUAAAUGAAUCUAUAUAUGGCGAUACGUAUUCUGUAAUAUUGACAGACCUUUGUUUGGUUGAGGUGCGGUCCCUUUCUUGCGUCCUGUCGAUGGAAACUGUCAGAUGUAUGGUGUCCAUGACAGAAACGUUCUUUCUAGCCUUGCGUUGGUAGAGUGAUGUCAUUCUUCAGCACCAUUGUGGGUUGUGGAGUACAACGGCUGAUGUAAGGUACAUAUCAUUUAGAGAUUAUAAUUAGAAUGGAACCAUACAAUAGAAUGGCCUUGUUCUUCAUUCCCAGUUGGUGAUUACAUAAUGAUGUAUUGUCCACUUCCCCCUCACUCAUCAACUCACCCAUUCUCCCCCUUUCUCCCCAUCAUACUUUACUUCAUCUGUUGUUAUAUGUGUGAAAUUAGUUUCGGUAUAGUUUAGGUUCAGUUGAGGCAAUUAUCGGGCCGAUUAUCAACUGGCCAAGUCAAGGACGGAGCGGGGCAUGUCUUUUAAAAAUGGCACAGUAAUUAAAUUAAUUAAUUAAAUGUUGUAGUGUUAAGGUAAGCCAGCAACACUUAUGAAUUAUGAUAUAUAAUUAUAUGUAAAUUUGGAACUCAAUUCUGGGAGUUUCUAGGUUUUGCAUUCGCAACAAAUUAUUGGGAUUUAUCAAACUGUCGCACCCAACAAACAUGGAUACGCAUGUUUUCAUUGAUAAAUCAAAGCCAUACUAUAUUUCUGAGCUCGUUCGUUACAACCCCGCCUGGGAAACGCCCUCCAUUCAUUUUUUUUUUUAAACAUUUUUUUAAAAAUAUAGUAUUAAUACUAUUUUAUUGUCAGCUGAUAGGUGGCGUGAAAUGUGUUGUGUUAUAGGCGCCCCUGUACGAAGUUAGGAUUAAGUGCCUUGCUCAAGGGCACAUCGACAGAUUUUUAACGUAGUUGGCUCGGAUAUUCCAACCAGCAACCUUCCUGUUACGGACCCAAUGCUUUAACCCCUAGGCUACCUGCCGCCCACACCUCUUCAACUUUUAUGGUAACAAAAACACCCCCAUUUGCUGUAUGAUUAGGAGAUGUUGGUACUGGGCAAUGCCAGUUUCUAAAGCGCAAUGGCAAAUUUGAUCACAUUUCUGAAGAGGUGUGUGCAGAAUGUUUUAAUCUUUUUAAAUGCAUGCCACCUAUAGACGGAUUGGUUGUUUAGCAACCAAAUCGAUUCGUGUACAUCCUUUUUGUUGAAUUCUCCAACUCCUUUCAUCCUUGAAUUAGUCCUUUUGGAAGUUUUUCUUGUUAAGCUGAUGAUUUUUGUCGACCCUCCUUUCCAGUGUUUGCUGAAGCUGAACUAUUUUCUACCAAACCUAUUCAUUUCAACAUGUUGAUUUCAACCUCUCCCUGACAGAGUCUGUAAUACCAACAUGUUUCAAGCAGACCACCAUAGUCCCUGUGCCCAAGAAAGCGAAGGUAACCUGACUAAAUGACUACCGCCCCGUAGCACUCAUGUCGGUAGCCAUGAAGUGCUUUGAAAGGCUGGUCAGGCCAGUACAUCACUGGGGCCAAGCUUCCAGAGGAAGGCCCCAAAAAUGGGCAAAGACUCCAGCCACCCUAGUCAUAGACUGUUCUCUCUGCUACCGCACGACAAGCGGUACCAAAGACUCCAGCCACCCUAGUCAUAGACUGUUCUCCCUGCUACCGCACGACAAGCGGUACCAAAGACUCCAGCCACCCUAGUCAUAGACUGUUCUCUCUGCUACCGCACGGCAGGCGGUACCGGAGCGCCAAGUCUAGGUCCAAAAGGCUCCUUAACAGCUUCUACCCCCAAGCCAUAAGACUGCUGAACACCCCCCUACGGUUUUACUCUGCUGCUACUCGCUGUUUAUUAUCUAUGCAUAGUCACUUUACCCCUACCUACAUGUACAAAUUACCUCAAUUACCUGGACUAACCUGUACCCCUACACAUUGACCCCUGUAUAUAGCCUCGUUAUUGUUAUUUUAUUGUAACUUUUAAUUUUUUUUACAUUUGGUUGUACUUUAGUUUAUUUAGUAAAUAUUUUCUUAUCUCUUUCUUGAACUGCAUUGUUAGUUAAGGGCGUGUUGUAUUCGGCGCAUGUGACCAAUAAAAUGUGAUUUUGAUUUGAGAAUAAUUCAUUUGAGCUCACUUUAAUCCGUUGUUCAGGAUGAGUAGAGGUGACUGACGUUUAGGCACUCUGAAGAAGACCUCAGCUUGACGUCAAAACGUCAGUCACCUGUACUCAUCCUGAACAAUGGAUUAAAGUCAGCUAAAAUAAAUACUCUGCCUUUUUUGUUGAGUGAUCCAACUAAUUUCUACCUCAAAUUAGUCAUUUUGGAGAUUUGGUAGAGAGUGUUUCAUUAUUUUUGACUUCCCCACAAUAUAAUUGAAAGAGGAAGUGUGAACUCAAACAUACCUUUCUAGCUAAUAGGCUAACUCCACACAUAUUUCUGCUAAGAGCAGCUGUUUAGCUGGUUAAAGGCCCAGUGCAGUCAACAUUCAGUUUUUCCUGUGUUUUGUAUCAUAUUGUGCAACAGCUAAUGAAACGAACACUGUAAAAGUGUGAAACUGUUUUAUCAGUGUUAUUUCCUGAUAGUUGCUGGUUGGAAAUACAAUCAAUCUACACAGGACUGUCACCAGCCGGUAAAUUGGUUAACAGACCAAUAACACUACUCAGACCUCUCCUAGCAAAACUCUUCCUUGAGAAAUAGUUUUUCUUGCCACACUGGAAGCCUAUUCGCAGGUGCCUUUUCAAACCCUGUGUCAGAGACUCCAAUCAGUGUAAUUGGCUCCAAUCAGUGUAAUUUGCUCAAUAUUAGGAGUUGAGAAAUAAAGUUGACAUCAUUAGAAAGAAGAUUCUCUUCUUUUCCACUGUAGGUAUGUCAUUUCAAAGUAGUUUAUUCUGUUGUUUCCAGCAAUAUUCAUAAACAUUUAAAAAAUAUAUAUAUACAGUAUUUUCAACUUUUUUGUGGUCCUCUGUAGCUCAGCUGGUAGAGCACGGCGCUUGUAACGCCAGGGUAGUGGGUUCGAUCCCCGGGACCACCCAUACGUAAAAAUGUAUGCACGCAUGACUGUAAGUCGCUUUGGAUAAAAGUGUCUGCUAAAUGGCAUAUUAUUAUUAUUAUUAUUAUUAUUAUUAUUAUUAUUAUUAUUAUUUUGUAUUUUUGUAUAUAUUUUCGCUGACCCCCUGCAGUACCUCUGCAGACCCCUGGUUGAAUAGUCCUGAUUUUAGGCCUAUAUAAUAAAUGUGAAAUAAAUAUAUUAGGCGGCAUGCUGCUAUGCAAUCUUCUUACCAACGGCAAAUGCAUUAGGCUUACGUUUUAAUGUGUUAAUUAGCCUACCGUUAUUAUAGCUCUCGUUCAUCACCUCUAUUCCCCCAAAAUAACAAUGUUUGCUUGAGGCCCCAGGGAGGAUCACACUAGUACUGCAUACCUGCAACACUGAUGUCCACUGAAGACCUCUAGAAGGGUUAUGUUGAUCUUUGUAUGGUUUUCUAGGAGCAACUGGUAUAGAGGACCGUCUACAAGAUGGUGUCCCAGAGACCAUUGCGUCGCUGCGGAAGGCAGGGCUCCAGAUCUGGGUUCUGACAGGGGACAAACAGGAGACAGCCAUCAACAUCGCCUAUGCUUGCAAACUGCUGGAACCUGAGGACGAGAUAAUCACACUCAACGCUGACUCUCAGGUGAGAUAAUCACACUCAACACUGACUCUCAGGUGAGAUAAUCACACUCAACACUGACUCUCAGAUGAGAUAAUCACACUCAACGCUGACUCUCAGGUGAGAUAAUCACACUCAACACUGACUCUCAGAUGAGAUAAUCACACUCAACACUGACUCUCAGGUGAGAUAAUCACACUCAACACUGACUCUCAGGUGAGAUAAUCACACUCAACGCUGACUCUCAGAUGAGAUAAUCACACUCAACACUGACUCUCAUGUGAGAUAAUCACAACUCAACACUGACUCUCAGUGAGAUAAUCACUCAACGCUGACUCUCAUGUGAGAUAAUCAACUCAACACUGACUCUCAGGAUGAGAUAAUCACACUCAACACGCUUCAGAGAGAUAAUACACUCAACGCGACUCUAGAUGAAUAAUCACCCAACGUGACUUCAGGUGAGAUAAUCACAUCAACACUGACUCUCAGAUGAGAUAAUCACACCAACGCUGACUCUCAGGUGAGAUAAUCACACUCAACACUGCUCUCAGUGAGAUAAUCACACUAAAACGCUGCCCUCUCGGGUGAGAUAAUCACACUCAACACUGACUCUCAGGUGAGAUAAUCACACUCACGCUGACUCUCAGAUGAGAUAAUCACACUCACACUGACCUCAGUGAGAUAAUCACACUCAACACUGCCUCUCAGUGAGAUAAUCACUCAACGCGCCCUCUCAGGUGAGAUAAUCACACUCAACGCUGACUCUCAGAUGAGAAAAUCACACUCAACACUGACUCUCAGGUGAGAUAAUCACACUCAACGCUGACUCUCAGGUGAGAUAUCACCCCCUCAACACUGACUCUCAGUGAGAUAAUCACACUCAACACUGACUCUCAGAUGAGAUAAUCACACUCAACACUGACUCACAUAUGAGAUAAUCACACUCAACACUGACUCUCAGAUGAGAUAAUCACACUCAACACUGACUCACAGAUGAGAUAAUCACACUCAACGCUGACUCACAGAUGAGAUAAUCACACUCAACGCUGACUCUCAGGUGGGUUAAUCACACUCAACGCUGACUCUCAGGUGAGAUAAUCACACUCAACGCUGACUCUCAGGUGAGAUAAUCACAUCUCAACCACUGACUCUCAGAUGAGAUAAUCACACUCAACGCUGACUCUCAGGUGAGAUAAUCACACUCAACACUGACUCUCAGAUGAGAUAAUCACACUCAACGCUGACUCUCAGAUGAGAUCAUCACACUCAACACUGACUCACAGAUGAGAUAAUCACACUCAACACUGACUCACAGAUGAGAUAAUCACACUUAAACACUGACUCUCAGGUGAGAUAAUCACACUCAACACUGACUCUCAGGUGAGAUAAUCACACUCAACACUGACUCUCAGGUGAGAUAAUCACACUCAACGCUGACUCUCAGGUGAGAUAAUCACACUCAACACUGACUCUCAGGUGAGAUAAUCACACUCAACGCUGACUCUCAGGUGAGAUAAUCACACUCAACGCUGACUCUCAGAUGAGAUAAUCACACUCAACACUGACUCUCAGAUGAGAUAAUCACACUCAACGCUGACUCACAGAUAAGAUAAUCACACUCAACGUUGACUCACAGAUGAGAUAAUCACACUCAACACUGACUCUCAGGUGAGAUAAUCACACUCAACGCUGACUCUCAGAUGAGAUAAUCACACUCAACGCUGACUCACAGAUGAGAUAAUCACACUCAACACUGACUCUCAGAUGAGAUAAUCACACUCAACGCUGACUCUCAGAUGAGAUCAUCACACUCAACACUGACUCACAGAUGAGAUAAUCACACUCAACACUGACUCACAGAUGAGAUAAUCACACUCAACCACUGACUCUCAGGUGAGAUAAUCACACUCAACACUGACUCUCAGGUGAGAUAAUCACACUAAAACACUGACUCUCAGGUGGGGUUUAAUCACACUCAACGCUGACUCUCAGGUGAGAUAAUCACACUCAACAUGACUCUCAGGUGAGAUAAUCACACUCAACGUUGACCCCUCAGGUGAGAUAAUCACACUCAACGCUGACUCUCAGAUGAGAUAAUCACAAUCAACACUGACUCUCGAUGAGAUAAUCACAAUAACGCUGACUCACGAAAAUUAAGAUAAUCACACUCAACGUUGACUCACAGAUGAGAUAAUCACACUCAACACUGAUUUCUCGGGUUUGAGAUAAUCACACUCAACGAUGACUCUCAGGUGAGAUAAUCACACUCAACACUGACUAUCAGGUGAGAUAAUCACACUCAACACUGGGACUCUCCGAUGAGAUAAUCACACUUCAACGUUGACUCUCAGGGGAGAUGAAUCACACUCACGUGACCCCAGAUGAGAGAAUCACAUCAACAGGACUCUCAGGUGAGAUAAUCACACUCAACAGAACUCUCAGAGGAGAUUUAAUCACAAAUCAACGGGAAUCACAGCUGAGAUAAUCACACAAACGCUGACUCUCAGGUACCGGACACAGACCACGGGUGCCAUCCAAAAGGGCCACCUAUUCAAGAUAUUUUGCUCGAGAAGACAAUACUAGUAGAAAGACUAUUCUCACCUCUCUCUCCCUCUCUUCCCCUAUCUAGACCCUUCAUAUCUAUAUCUGUAUUGCUCUCUCUGUCUCUCUUCUGUCUCCUCUGUAUCUCUACAUCUCGCUCUCCUCUCUCUGUCUCUCUCUCUCUCCCUCUCUCUCUCUCUCCUCUGAACCCUAUGCCUGUCCUCUCCUAUCUCUAUUCUCCUCUCUGUCUCUCUUCUGUCUCUCUCUGUCUACAUCUUGUUCUCUCUCUCUCUCUCUCUCUCUAUCUCUUGUCUCUAUAUCUCUGUCUCUCUCUAUCUUCUGUAUCUCUUCUAUGUCCCUCUCUCUCUGUCUCUCUCUCUCUGUCUCUCUAUCUCUCUCUAUCUAUCUCUUCUCUCUCUCGUCUCUAUCUCUCUGUCCUCUCUCUGUCUCUCUCUCUGACCCUAUGCCUCUAUCUCCCCUCUCGUCUCUCUCUGUUUUCUUAUCUGUCUGUUCGGUCUCUAGGCUCUUCAUGGUCUCUCUCUCUAUAUAUCUCCUCGGACCCUAGGCCUUGUCUCUCCCUCUCUCCUCUCUCUCUCUCUCUCUCGCUCUGGAUCGUCUCGUUCGUCUCUGUCUAUGUCUCUCUCUCUAUUCUAUCUCUCUCUCCUCUUCUCUCUCGGUAUGUCUCUCUCUCUCUCUGUCCCGUCUUAUGUCUCUGUCUAUGGCCUCUCUCUCUAUGUUCUCUCUCUCUCGCUGACCCUUAUAUGGCUGUCUCUCUCUCUCCUAUCCCUCUCUCGAUUGUACUCCUUGACCCUAUGCCUGUCUCUCUCCCUCUCUCUCUCUCUUCUAUGUCUCUCUCAUCGCGAUAUAAUCCCUUAUCUCCAUCUAUCGUCAUCUCUCUCAGUCUCUCUCAAUAUCGCUUUCUCUCCCUCUCUCCUCCUCUCGCAUCUCUAUCAAUGACCGAUGCCGCUUCUCCCCUCUCUCUCCCUCUGUCUCUCUUCUGACCUAUGCGCUCUCUCGUCUCUCUCUGUUUUCUCAUUCUGACCCUAUGCCUUGUCUCUAUUCUCGUAUCUAUCUGCAAACAGGAGGCAGAUGGACAGUACUCUAGGAGGAGAGUUUACAUGACAGUUCUUUUCCAGCUAAGUUCCUGUCACUACUCCAACCUUCCAGAUCCUUUCAGAACGACUACGCUCCCGCCUACUCCUUCCGCCCUCCUCCUCCUUCCUCCCAGGCCCAGCCCUUCCUGGUGCACCGGCUGGGUUUGGUGAUUGACGGGCGGACGCUGGCCUAUGCGCUGGACAGCAGCCUAGAUGAGAAGUUCCUGGCGGUGGCAAGGAGCUGUCGGUCGGUCCACUGCUGUCGCUCCACGCCGAGCUCAGAAGGCAUGUGGUUAAUGGUCCGCGAACAAAACUGA
Coregonus sp. 'balchen' is the source of this 18868-nucleotide messenger RNA. NCBI's taxonomy places the organism in Eukaryota, Metazoa, Chordata, Actinopteri, Salmoniformes, Salmonidae. The record is from the annotation of a GenBank genome assembly.